AUGGCCAUAAUCCGUCUAUCGUUACUCUUGCAAGUAGGAUUUGUUAUAGGUUCAAAUUAUAGAUAUGUGGAAUGGUCGGAACACAAAAGGGACAUCGACAUUAGGCAGCCCAUCUACAGCACUCAAAACAACAAACAGUCACAUCUCCGGAAGCCUCAUUCUUUGAGAACCUCGACAGAUCGCCCGAUCUUAGUCGGGAACAUUGAGGAGCAGCUACCGAGGGUCGUCACAGCGUUUCUUCACACAGGGAAUUCCUCAACCUUAAAACAUGCCAACUGCUCUCGGAGAUAUGAGCUCAGCGUUUUGCGGGGCAGGGUGCACGCAACCACGCAUCUUUCCAUGCACAGCGUGCUAGACACGCUAAUGCAUGCAACAAACUUCCUCAACAUGUUACAAACCAACAGGUCAAGAGAACGGAGUCUGCGACAAGACAUUGAGUGGUACCACGCGCUCGUCAGGAGCAUAUUGGAGGGGGACGCAAAGAUCCACCGAGCAGUCGUUACAUUCAGCACAGAAUCCUCUGUCGCCGGGCCGCACGUCUUCCUGCAAGCUACACGGGCUGGAGAAGAGAUAGUUCUACAGGAUUUGUCCAGCACGGCCCAUCAUAUAUUGAGAAAUAAGACAGUGGAGACAGAAUGGUACCAUGAUUUAAAAAGUAAGAAGAAGCUCAACUUGGAGAAGCGAGUGCUCAGCCAAGAUAUCACAUCCCAUGACGCCUUUCUACGAAAUGGCGAGAGUUAUGUUACAGAUAAAACUCACAUUAAGUGGUCAGAGCCCUAUCUGGAAUGUGAGAACGGAAAUUUCAUCCCGCGGUGGCUCUUGACCCUAUCUGCUGGGUUCUAUGGCCACAAAACCAGCUCGGACCCUGACUUCAGGGGUGUGGUUCGAGUGGAUGUCAACCUUCAGGAUGUGGAUAUUGAUCAAUGUUCCACUGAUGGCUGGUUUGCAGGGACCCAUACUUGCAACUUGACCAGUACGGAGUGUUUGCCUAUCCCAGGUCAUGGCUUUGUGUUGGGCAAAUACAAAUGCCACUGCAAAAGAGGCUUCUACCACCCAAACAGAGUGGCCAUCAAUGGCUUUAAAAGAAAGAUCGGACAAGGAAAGAUUGUUUACGGACAGCCAUACGGUAAAGAUGAGCUGGAAGGCUCCAGUCACUGUCUCCCCUGCCAGGAGGGUUGCACCUUCUGCAAAGACAACACACCCUGCAUCGCCCAUGGCGACGGGUACCUACGUAUGACGGUGCUGUCCUUCCAGGGCCUGUGCAUGCUGGUGGACUUCAUCAGCAUGGUGCUGAUCUAUCACUUCCGCAGGAACAAGAGUAUCAGAGCAUCUGGAUUGGUACUGUUGGAGGCCAUCUUGUGUGGAGCACUGCUUCUCUACUUCCCUGUGGUCAUCCUGUACUUCCAGCCAAGUGUGUUCCGCUGUAUCCUGUUGAGAUGGGUCCGUCUGCUUGGCUUUGCCACGGUCUACGGAACAGUCACGCUUAAACUGUACAGGGUUCUGAAGGUGUUCCUGUCUCGUACCGCCCAGAGGAUCCCUUACAUGACAAGUUGGAAGGUUCUGCGCCUGCUGGGCAUCAUCCUUCUCAUUGUCUGUUGGUUCUUAGUGGCCUGGACUGCAGCCGUUUGCCAGAAUCUGAACAAACAUUUGGCUCUCAUCAGUGUGGGUUUCACCCCUGAGGGCCUGCAGUUCAGCAUGUGUCUGCUGGACCGAUGGGACUAUAUGAUGGCCGUGGCUGAGUUCCUCUUCCUGCUGUGGAGCGUUUAUCUUUGUUAUGGUGUGAGGACAGUGCCCUCAGCCUUCCAUGAGCCACGUUACAUGGCAAUUGCAGUCCACAAUGAGCUCAUCCUCUCUGCCAUAUUCCAUGUCAUUAGGUUUACUCUGGCCCAUGAGCUUCACCCUGACUGGAUGCUUAUGCUUUUCUUCGCUCACACACACUUGACAGUGACUGUCACUCUUGGACUGUUGCUUGUUCCAAAGUUCUUGUUUGCGGGGACCCAUAUGAGAGAUGACAUUGCCACUGAGGCCUAUGAAGAUGAACUGGACAUGGGACGAUCCGGAUCCUACCUGAACAGCAGCAUCACCUCAGCCUGGAGUGAACACAGUCUUGACCCAGAGGACAUACGGACACCAGAGGAAAUGGGCCAGCUCAGUUCUAUUAAUGGCUGUGGCGUAAGGUCUUGCGACAGUCUUUGGGAAAAACGUACCAACGAGGAGCUGAAGAAGCUUUACUCCCAGCUUGAGAUCUAUAAAAGGAAGAAGAUGCUGGCCAACAACCCUCACUUACAGAAGAAACGCAGCUCCAAAAAGGGCCUUGGCCGUUCCCUCAUGAGACGCAUCACUGAGAUCCCAGAGACCAUGGGCCGUCAGUGCAGCCGUGAGGACAAAGAUCAGACUGAACAUGGUAGUAACCGUAACAGCAUCUGUGGCCUCAGAAAGAACCCCUUUGACCCAACACAUUCCACAAAACCAGCCAAGGAGGAGUCUCUGAAGAGCAAAGUCUUUUCUCUGAAGAAGUCACAUAGCAGCUACGACCAUGUACGUGACCAGAGUGAGGACUCCAGCAGCUCAGCAACAGACAAAAUGGAGGUUGCCAAUGCUGAGGGAUCACUUCUUGAUACCCUGAUGGGUAAGAAACUGGUUAAGAAGAAGUCCUCAGAGAAGAUUGACACUGCUAGCGAGUCAACAGAAUCUGUUCCUUUGGUCUGCAAGUCAGCCAGUGCUCACAACCUGACUGCUGACAAGAAACCCAUCCAUCCAAGAACCUCCAUGCUGCAGAAAUCUCUCAGUGUAAUUGCAAGUGCUAAAGAAAAAACAUUGGGCCUCACAGGAAAGAAUCAGAAUGCAGAGGACUCUGGAAGGAAGGGCAAUCAAAAGAGCAAAGAAGCUAAGACACCAGUUGAGACAGAUGAUAAGGAGGGAUAUCCAAAGAUGAUUGUUAGCCAGUCAGUAGAGUACAAGCAGACGGCUGCCAAGACUGGGAUAAUGAAACACCAGGUGAGUGGGAGCCAACCCUCUAUCUGCUCUGAGACGGGGAAGAACAAGGACCUGUACAACCUAUCAGAGGUAUGCCCCUGGGAGGUAGAGGAUCUGCCCACUCCCUCGGAAAACAAAGUUCAGAAGCAUGUAUCCAUUGCUCCAGAAGAAACCACUACGGUCUGUGGUAGCAACAGCAAAGGGACAAAACCACAGAAGCAAAAAGGGAUAGAUCAGUCGCUCUCUGUGAGUCAACGUCCAAAUCAGAAGCCAGUUGACAGAGCUGACAUAUGUCCCUGGGAGGAGGGAAAUGGGAGCAGCAGUCAGACAGAAGGAUCAAAGUCCCAGGCAACUAGUCAACCUGCGCAGUCUCAGCCAUCUGGAGAAAAUGCCAAAGCCCAGAAGGCUGAGGUCUGCCCAUGGGAUUAUGAGGAGGUGCCAACCAAAUCAGGAGACUCUACUCACUCCCCUGACAAAGGCAAGACAAAGAAAGGCACUACUAAACUUGACCUGAAAGGGAAGGGGAGUACACCUACCGAGAGCAAAGCAAAAAGUGUAGUCUCAGAGUCCUCCAAACCUGCAGGCAGUUCACCACAACCACCCAUCGCAAAGGCAGACAUCUGUCCCUGGGAUUAUGAAGCUCUCACAACAUCCCCUACUACUGAAAAGACACACAGUCCUACUCAGGUCACCAAAAUAAAGGAGUCCUCUUUAGUGAAGAAGGGUACUCCUUCUUCAAGAACAUUAGACAAAGCAAAAGAAAAAGUAAAUGAUACAGAUGAGGAGAAAGGAAAAACAAAGGCCAAGGACAAACUUCUCCAAGGAAAACCAACAGAAAAACCCGUCAGUCAAACCAAAUUGGCUGAGGUUUGUCCUUGGGACGUGGACAGCAGUCAGGAGAUGGUAAAAGUUGAAAAUCAGAGAGGUGCCAAUCUGGUGACAGCAAAAAGCAAGCAAGCUGAUGUGUGUCCAUGGGAUUUUGAGGAUUCGGGGUCUUGCAAAGAAAUGGAUAGAAGUAAAGGUUCCUCUACAAGCAAACAGAGAAGUCCCGUUUCCAAAGUAGGAGCCUCUGGUAAUAUCAAAAUGGCAGAUGUUUGCCCAUGGGACUUUGAGGACCAAACAUCAGGGAAAAAGGCAUGA
Molecule: messenger RNA, 4116 nt
Organism: Chanos chanos (milkfish)
Lineage: Eukaryota; Metazoa; Chordata; Actinopteri; Gonorynchiformes; Chanidae
Gene: gpr158a
Product: G protein-coupled receptor 158a
Exons: 12
Coding region: 1-4116 (1371 amino acids)
Biological process (GO): G protein-coupled receptor signaling pathway
Cellular component (GO): membrane
Molecular function (GO): G protein-coupled receptor activity
Source: RefSeq, a predicted model, not a curated record